UGGUUCACUUUAGGUGGAAUACGGUGCGUUGAGUACUGUAUUUCUUUUAACUACCCUUUUAUCCCCUUUACAAUAUAAUAAACAAAUUUUUAGCAGUACGUGCUCAACAAUUAUUAACUGUUUUAUAACAGUUUCUAACCUAUUUUUAGCAAUGGCCAUGGCUGUUCCCAUCUGCAGGACAGGAGCAUGUGGCACUGCCUCAGCUGCACGAGGGCUCGGGAUCUUUUUUUUUAAAAAAAAAAAAAACAAACUUGCAGACCCGAACACCUUCAAAAUAAGCAAGGACUGAGCGCCACGUGAGGAAUUAACACAGCUCCGUGGUUUGCGAUUAACACUGGCCAUGGAUGCGAGCGCUCCACACGCACCGCACGAAGCGGUUUGGAGGCGCAGCCUCGGUAGGGAGGGAGCGGAGCUGGUGCCUCGGCAUUUCCCCGCACCCAGCCGAGGGCGGCUGCGUCCCUGGGCGGGACCGGGCCGGUGUGGAGCGGGAGAGGAACCGGGGCGGGACCGGGCCGGUGUGCAACGGGAGGGGAACCGGGGCGGGAGCGGGGCCGGUGAGGACCGGGCCGGUGUGCAACGGGAGAGGAACCGGGGCGGGAGCGGGGCCGGUGUGGAACGGGCCGGUGUGGAGCGGGAGAGGAACCGGUGUGGAACGGGAGUGGGACCGGGGCGGUGAGGAAUGGGAGCGGGGCGGGACCGGAGCGAGGCCGGCCUGGAACGGGAGCGGGGCCGGGUCGGUGUGGAACGGGGGCGGGAGCGGGACCGGUGUGGAACGGGAGCGGGGCCGGGAUCAGUGUGGAACGGGGGCGGGAGCGGGACCGGUGUGGAACGGGAGCGGGAGCGGGGCCGGGACCGGUGUGGAACGGGGGCGGGGCCGGUGUGGAACGGGAGCGGGGCCGGUGUGGAACGGGAGCGGGGCCGGUGUGGAACCGGAGCGGGGCCGGUGUGGAACGGGGGCGGGCAGGGGCGGGGCCGGUGUGGAAGGGGAGCGGGGCCGGGAUCGGUGUGGAACCGGAGCGGGGCCGGUGUGGGACGGGGGCGAGCAGGGUCGCGGCUCCCUCACAGCGCCCGCCCCGCUGAGGGUGGGACCGUGCCACACGGCACCGCCCUCUCGCCGAGCUGUCAAUCACUUCCCCUGCCCAAUCAGCGAGCGGCACCGGCCCCGCGCAGCCAAUGGGUGCGGGCUCUUGCGGCGGGGGCGGGGCGCCGACAUGGCGGAUCUGAGCGGCGGCAGCGAGGCCGUGGCCGUGGCGCUGUGGCCGCCCGGGGAGGCCCCGCCGGCCUUCCAGUACAGCCCCGACAGCGUGGCCGGAGCCGACGGAGAGCUGGACCCCACUGAAGUCACCUUCCCGGGCUGCUCGUGCCGCAGCAGCUCCUGCGCGGCUGCCGAGUGCCCCUGCCUGAGCCGCGGGCACGACAGCCCGCGCCUCGGGCUGCCAGAGCAGCACGAGCAGCCCUUCUCCAGGCCCGUGUUUGAGUGCAACAGCCUGUGCUGCUGUGGGGAGGGCUGCCAGAACAGGCUGGUGCAGCGGGGGCUGCAGCUGCGGCUGCAGGUGUUCCGCACGCAGAGGAAGGGCUGGGGGGUGCGCGCGCUGGAGCCCGUCCCCAGGGGCAGCUUCGUGUGCGAGUAUGCUGGGGAGGUGCUGGGCUUUGCUGAGGCCCAGAGGAGGAUCCAGGCCCAGAGCCCACAGGAGCCAAACUACAUCAUAGCAGUGAGGGAGCACCUGCACGACGGGCGGGUCAUGGAGACCUUCGUGGAUCCCACCCGCAUCGGGAACGUGGGCAGGUUCCUGAACCACUCCUGUGAACCCAAUCUCUUCAUGGUGCCAGUGAGGGUUGACUCCAUGGUGCCCAAACUGGCGCUUUUUGCAGCCGCUGAUAUUUCUGCUGGAGAGGAACUUUCAUACGAUUACUCUGGAAGAUUCCAUAAUUCACCAGGAGCCAGCAGAGAACACAAACCUCUGGAGGAAGAGAACAGCCUGAGAAAACCUUGCUACUGUGGUUCCCGCACGUGUGCUUCCUUCUUACCUUGGGACAGCUCCCUCUUUUCCACACCAGCCAGUUCUCCGUAGCCUUUCAGCCUUAAACACACCUAAAAAUACUGAUUUUUCUAGCAGUUAAAUCAAACUCAUUCUGUUCCAACAAGGAAGCACACAUGGCUUUGAGGAGCAAAAAAGAGACAUGGUUUCAAGAACUAAUUUCAUGGGAAAACCUUUUCAAGGUGGAUAGUACAAGGGAAUAUUGGAGCUUCAAGAUGCUCCAGUCUUGAAAAUCAGUGAGUAAGCCAGGCCUGGUGUUUUUGUCUGGUUUUCCUCUGACAGCUUGCUGUAUGUUAAAGCAGCUCUCUCAGUUUGUACCCUUCAGAAAGAAUUUGUACCUUUAGCACUUGUUCGUGGACAGGACACGGUAACAGCAAGCAAAGUCACUGACAGUGGCACAAGAAAAUAACACCAUGAACCACGACUCUUGCAAGAAAGGCAUUAGGUUCUUAAAAUCCAUUAAAUUAUUGUUUUUAAACUA
Vidua chalybeata is the source of this 2520-nucleotide messenger RNA. Its product is annotated as histone-lysine N-methyltransferase SETMAR. The coding region runs from base 345 to 2072 and encodes 575 amino acids. Lineage: Eukaryota; Metazoa; Chordata; Aves; Passeriformes; Viduidae. The transcript is spliced from 2 exons. Gene Ontology annotation, cellular component: nucleus. Gene Ontology annotation, molecular function: protein binding; histone methyltransferase activity; zinc ion binding. The record is from RefSeq and is a predicted model, not a curated record.